This is a messenger RNA of Babesia bovis T2Bo, 2496 nucleotides long. RefSeq lists its product as uncharacterized. The record is from RefSeq and is a predicted model, not a curated record. The transcript has a single exon. Lineage: Eukaryota; Apicomplexa; Aconoidasida; Piroplasmida; Babesiidae. Bases 61 to 2436 code for a protein of 791 amino acids.
ACAUGCUCACCCAGAAAAUGAUGUAAUAAAGAUUAGAUUACGUAAUACCACGCCUUUAGGAUGGAUUGGCGGUGCAUAGGCAUUUCAUAUGCACCGCCAACUGAGCAAACUCCUAGGAAGACAUCUCACGGUGACAUACAUACCUCAUCGGCUUAUCCAUUCGACACUCCCAGCGAUAAUGCAAAGCCGCCAAAGUACCAAAGAUGGCAGUACAUUGUAGGAGUCAACCCCGAAGAUCAGGCUUAUUACUUACAUCUCCUGGAAGGCAGUGCCAAUACAGGUAAUGUAAUCAAUACCAAGCCGCUGUCCAUCGUGGAUAAGGAAGCGCCAUUACCUCGAUACUAUUCAGAAAGUAUUGAUGCUGACUAUCCCAAUGAAACUCUCAAAAAACGUACGGAGGCGUAUAAGCAGCCUACGCUGGAUCACAGUGUUACGCCGUCAUUGGACACUUGGCUCAAUUACAUCGCAGUGAAGUCCAGGGAGCUCGUCGCCAACUUCCAGCGCAACGCCUUGGGGUUGCCAGAGUCUCUGCUCGCACGCAUAUCGUACAAGCAGGAACUGGAAGUGGCAACUCAAAGUUGCGAGCUGUUGUCUAAGCUCAGUUACAUAGUACAAAAAACUUCUAGUGUCCAUUGGCGUGAUACCAAGACAAAUGCUGGGAUAGCUUACAUGUUUGUGAUAAUACUGUUUUAUAAGGGUGUUAUUAUACCGGAAUUUGACCACGUACUGGACACGGUAAAGUGGAUUAAGACGUGGUCCAAUGACUACCUACGUAUCAAUGAUAUUGAGCACAACUUGAGUGUUGAGGUCCAUAGAGCCGUGUCUUUGGAGCCCGUGUUUUGGGAAUACAUGACAGGCGUUCUUCUACAGUCUAAAAUGACUCACGCGAGAUUCCUCAAGGUUACGCAAUUCUUCUUAAAACAUCUCACCGAGUCUCUAGAUGAUACGAAUCGUGACACCGUUGAGAAUUCCAUUAUUAUUUUACUUACGGAAUGCAUUUUGCCACGGUUACUUCUAUCUGGGCAUUACGACAUAGCAGUUAACAUUAUACGCCAGUGGUUAGGGUACAAUAUCUUCGGUUCCAUUGGCCGCCCUCACUUUGGUAUCAUGUCGAGGCACUACCUGCUCUAUGAUUUACUCAGCGUAAAUAAGGAAUGCCCAGUGGACAGAGGGUUGUUACUAGAUUUGUGCGAGUUGGUGGAUGAAAUGCUAAUGACACGAGAAGGAAACACUGAAUUAGGCUACCUUGGCCCAUUGGACUAUUGUAAUGUAAAUCCCGUGGAUACUGUGCCAUUCAUACCUGUACCUCUUUCAAACAGUAAUAUUACCUCCUUGUUACUACGUAUAUUAGAUCUCCUUGGAUCCCAGUCUAUAGAUCGCUGCAGCAGUGAGUCGAAAUGGUACAAUUUCGUCAACGCCAUUGUUAUAAAGACGCAAUGUUCAUUGAAUUUACAAACUCUCUUGUUGCUUCACGUGUUUAUAGCACGUCCGAAGUCAAUGCUUAUAUCGCACUUGCUCAUGCUUGCUUGUGGUUCCAAGGAAGUGGCAAAGCUGUUGCUAGCACUUCAUGUUAACCGCGCAGACCUCUGGGCCACAUACUGCUUCAUGGGAUUGGAUACCGAUGAAGCCUAUAGGGAUUCCAUCGAAGUAUUCCCUUGUCAUUACCCACUGCUGGUUGCAUACACUACCUUCUGUUUAGAGCGUGGUAUACCAACAAAACAAGCCAUCGAGUAUAUAGUUGACUCCCUGGACAAGAAAGCCACGAAAAGUAGCGAGACUCUAGGUAGUAUUAUACCUUCGAAGGACUGCGCAUUGGUGUUGCUAUGGACGCUGAAUAAUGCAGAUUAUCUCACGAUGAGAGGAUACAUGAGACAAUGGAAGCUGAAAGUGAGUAAACUACGGGAGCAGGACCUGGUGCAUGUCUUAAAGGCUGUUUGUUUGAUGCCGGGGCUAAAAAUGGGCCACAAGAUGGCAGAGUACAUAAUUGGUCUUUAUAGCAAUAACGAGAAGCUCUGCACGAUAUAUGUUAAGUAUUGCAUAGGCAGGGCCAACCGGCCAGCUAUACGACGUAUGCUGUCCAGGGAAAUGGUGUUAUCACAACUAUCUAUGGCAACUAGGCAUAUUGAACAAAUAGUUAAUUACUCCCUAGGUGGAAGGGUAUAUACCGCUUCCGUAAGGCUCAUGCUGUUGUCACGCAUGGAUACAUGCCAGACGCCUGUGCAUCUUAUACUCCAUGAGCCCAUGCCCUUCCAAUUACCGCAUGUUAGAUUGCUGGUUUAUAUACUGGAGAACACUCCCCGCGGCUGCGACGCCCUGGAUCUAGUAGUUAAACAUGCUGGAUUUGCCAAAGUACUGUGGCUAAUCCUCUUCAAACAUCUCUUGGCAUCUAGCGAUAUCGUUAAGGAGGAUAUGGAAAUGCAUGGAAUUAACACAUGAAGCUAAUGUAUAAAGUGUGACCAUUGGGACAUAGAUGUACUAUAAAUACACUACCACGGG